CCCUGCGGCAGCUUGCAGCAAACACCGCGACGGCCGGCCCCUGCGCAAAACUCGGGGCCCAGGGCGGGCGCCCCGAUGGGGCUCGCUUGGCCGGCCGCGUCCGCGCCCCGGCGCGCCCGCGGGGCCGCGCCCCUGCUGGGCGCGCUCUGCGCCGCCGCGGCCACGCGUGCGCUCGGCUCGCUCCUGGGCGCCUCCGCGGGGCCCACGGCGAGCGUGGGCGAGGCUUUGAGGAGGAGACUCUCUGGAGCUUCGCUGGCGAGGCUGACCUCGGCCACGGACGUCCACCCCGAGACGCCCCCGUCCACGAGGAUCAUCAGGGGCUAUCUGUCCAAGAGCCUCUUCUUUCGGUCCCUUGGCAAAGAAGAGAUGGCGCUGGUCAUCCGUGCGAUGAGGUCCCGGGUGGUCCAGCCAUGCGAGAGUAUCAUCACGAUGGGGGCGAAGGGAGAUUCCAUGUUUUUGGUUGUCUCGGGCGCCUUCGACUGUAUGGUCCCCAUCAACGGGACAGACGCCGUCGUCAAGACGGUGCGCGCUGGCGACAUCGUUGGCGAGCUCGCCAUCCUCUACGACAGGCCGAGGGCCGCGAGCGUGGUGUGCCGGAAGAGGGCCAUGGUGUUGGAGUUGGAUGGUAACGUUUUUUUGGAGGUCGUGAAGCGGUCACCGAAGCAAUGGAAGAUGGUGGUGCGCACGAUCUUCGAUUUUUUCGAUUCGGACAAGAGUGGGCAGAUCGACAAGGAGGAGGUGCGCUUGGCCAUGCGCUCGCUGGGCGCGACACUUUCAGAGAAGGAGCUUGCCGACUUCAUGAAACGGCACGACACAGACGGCAAUGGCGAGAUCGAUCUGUUGGAGUUUUCGAAUAUGCUUGACGAAUUACCAUCUCGGCAUGCACGUCCAGGUGACACCGCAACUUCCAAACAUGUUAUCUAG
Molecule: messenger RNA, 924 nt
Organism: Prorocentrum cordatum
Lineage: Eukaryota; Dinophyceae; Prorocentrales; Prorocentraceae
Source: the annotation of a GenBank genome assembly